CUGUCCCACAGGUUCUGCGAUGGUCUCUGCAACCCUCCCUGAGCCUCAGCAGCCGGAGCAUUCCCUCUCAGCCGGCCUCUGGUUCUCCUUCCCUACCCAGGCGCAGGCAGUGAUUCCCCCCCAGGCCAGGGCCUCCUAAAGUGGACAAGACUGCCAAGAUCUGCCCCGUGUCGAUCAUGACGGUCACCACCCGUGGCUCCCCCGUGGGGGGCAAUGAUAGCCAGGGCCAGGCACCCGCUGAUUCUCAGAGCCAGCCCCCACCCACACAGGCCCAGACGGUGUCCCCCAACCCGUCGUCCACGGAGCCGUCUCCUGUGAGCCCACCGGCGGCGGAUGAGGAGCAGGGCCAAGGAGACUCUGCCCCUGCUCUGGAGGAGAAGGAGCCUGCCUUCCCUCACACUGACCUGGCCAAGCUGGACGACAUGAUCAACAGGCCCCGAUGGGUAGUCCCAGUCCUGCCAAAGGGGGAAUUAGAAGUUCUACUUGAAGCUGCUAUAGACUUAUGUAAAAAAGGGCUUGAUGUGAAGUGUGAGGCGUGCCAGAGGUUUUUCAGGGAUGGCCUGACCAUCUCCUUCACUAAGAUCCUCACAGACGAGGCUGUCAGCGGGUGGAAGUUUGAGAUCCAUAGGUGUAUCAUCACCAACACACACCGGCUGGUGGAGCUGUGUGUGACCAAGCUUCCUCAGGACUGGUUCCCCUUACUGGAGCUACUGGCCACAGCCACCAACCCCCACUGCAAGUUCCACAUCUACAACGGCACGCGGCCCUCUGAGACCAUCCCCGCCGGGGCCACGCUGGCUGACGACGAGCUCUUCGCCCGCCCACCUGACCCUCGCUCACCCAAGGGCUGGUUGGUGGACCUGAUUAAUAAGUUUGGCACACUGAACGGGUUUCAGACUCUACACGACCGCUUCAUYAGCGGACAGGCACUCAACGUACAGAUCAUCGCUGCCCUCAUCAAGCCGUUUGGCCAGUGCUAUGAGUUCCUGACCUUGCACACAGUGAAGAAGUACUUCCUGCCAGUGAUCGAGAUGGUUCCUCAGUUCCUGGAGAACCUGACGGACGAGGAGCUGAAGAAGGAGGCCAAGAACGAGGCCAAGAACGAUGCCCUGUCCAUGAUCAUCAAGUCCCUGAAGAACCUGGCCUCCAGGGUGCCCGGUCAGGAGGAGACCGUCAAGAACUUGGAGAUAUUUAGGUUGAAAAUGAUCCUUAGGUUAUUGCAGAUUUCCUCGUUCAACGGCAAGAUGAAUGCCCUGAAUGAGGUCAACAAGGUCAUCUCCAGUGUGUCCUACUACACGCAUCGGCAUGGCAACCCCGAGGAGGAGGAGUGGCUGACGGCAGAACGCAUGGCGGAGUGGAUCCAGCAGAACCACAUCCUGUCCAUCGUGCUGAGGGACAGCCUCCACCAGCCUCAGUAUGUAGAGAAACUAGAGAAGAUACUCCGCUUCGUCAUCAAGGAGAAAGCCCUCACCAUGCAGGACCUGGACAACAUCUGGGCAGCGCAGGCUGGUAAGCACGAAGCCAUAGUGAAGAACGUCCAUGACCUUCUGGCCAAACUGGCCUGGGACUUCUCUCCAGAGCAGCUCGACCAUCUCUUUGAUUGCUUCAAGGAGAGUUGGACGAAUGCGAGUAAGAAGCAGCGUGAGAAGCUGCUGGAGCUGAUCCGUCGUCUGGCGGAGGACGAUAAGGAUGGAGUGAUGGCCCACAAGGUGCUCAACCUGCUGUGGAACCUGGCUCACAGUGACGACGUCCCCGUGGACAUCAUGGACCAGGCCCUCAGCGCACACAUCAAGAUACUGGACUACAGCUGCUCUCAGGACAGAGACACCCAGAAGAUCCAGUGGAUAGACCGCUUCAUCGAGGAGCUGCGCACCAACGACAAGUGGGUCAUACCUGCCCUGAAGCAGAUCAGAGAGAUCUGCAGCCUGUUUGGGGAAGCUCCUCAGAACCUCAGUCAGACCCAGAGGAGUCCUCAUGUGUUCUAUCGUCAUGACCUGAUCAACCAGCUGCAGCACAACCAUGCCCUGGUCACUCUGGUGGCUGAGAACCUGUCUGCCUACAUGGAGACCAUGAGACCGUUCUCCAAAGCUGAACACGCAGACUUUGACCCUCAGACGGUCAGAGUGGGCAGUCGCUACAGUCAUGUUCAGGAGGUCCAGGAGAGGCUCAACUUCCUGAGGUUCCUGUUGAAGGACGGACAGUUGUGGCUAUGUGCUCCUCAGGCCAAGCAGAUCUGGAGGUGUCUGGCUGAGAGCGCCGUCUUCCUMUGUGACCGGGAGGCGUGCUUCAAAUGGUACUCUAAGCUAAUGGGAGAUGAGCCAGACCUGGACCCGGACAUCAACAAGGACUUCUUUGAGAACAAUGUUCUGCAGCUGGACCCAUCCCUGCUCACGGAGAACGGCAUGAAGUGCUUUGAGAGGUUCUUCAAGGCAGUCAACUGCCGCGAGGGCAAACUAGUGGCCAAACGCAGGGCCUACAUGAUGGAUGACUUGGAGCUCAUAGGACUGGACUACCUGUGGAGGGUGGUGAUCCAGGGUACUGAUGACAUCGCCAGCCGAGCCAUCGACCUGCUGAAGGAGAUCUACACCAACCUGGGGCCCAAGCUGCAGGUCAACCAGGUGGAGAUCCACGAGGACUUCAUCCAGUUGUGUUUUGACCGUCUGAAGGCGUCGUACGACACGCUGUGUGUCCUGGACGGGGACAAGGACAGCAUCAACUGUGCCCGGCAGGAGGCCAUCCGCAUGGUUCGCGUGCUCACCGUGCUCAAGGAGUACAUCAACGAGUGUGACAGCGACUACCACGAGGAGAGGUCCAUACUGCCCAUGUCCAGGGCGUUCCGGGGGAAGCACAUCACGUUGAUUGUGCGUUUCCCUAACCAGGGUCGUCAGGUGGAUGACAUGGACAUCUGGUCUCACACCAAUGACACCAUCGGCUCGGUGCGCCGCGGCAUCCUCACACGCAUCAAGGCCAACGCCACGCACACCAAGAUAGAGCUCUUCAUUGGCGGGGAGGUCGUCGACCC
This is a messenger RNA of Salvelinus sp. IW2-2015, 3022 nucleotides long. Its product is annotated as ubiquitin carboxyl-terminal hydrolase 9X. The record is from RefSeq and is a predicted model, not a curated record. NCBI's taxonomy places the organism in Eukaryota, Metazoa, Chordata, Actinopteri, Salmoniformes, Salmonidae.